AUGGAUUAUGGAUUGGCAAAGAAGCUACAAUUUAACAGCUUGCUGAAAAUCCUUUAUAUCCUCCCAGCAGUUGUUUAUGGCCAGUUGCUUCCUUUGGAAGAUGCAGAAUAUGAUGAGCAAGUGGUCAAAGGGGUGCAUAACCGCUCAGUGAGGCUGGCAUGUGGUGACAUAGUGCAACCCCUGGUUGUCUUCUGGAGUUUCACCAAACCCGGCUCCCUCAUUCCCAGAGCUGUGGCCAUCAGCAAUGGCCUUGAGUCCAAGGUGGAGAAGGCCUCUGCCGUUCUGGGGGAGAUCAGUUUGAGGAACAGCACCCUAGAGAUUAAGAAACUCCAACAAGCUGCUGAGGGACAUUUCAUGUGCCAAGCCUUGUACGAAGUGGACGGAGAGAUCAAAGUGGCUUAUUUCUACAUUCAGCUUUUUGUCUUGGUCCCAGUUCCCAAGCCCUUUCUGCAGAUAAACAAUUCAACACCCGUGGAAGGCAUGCUGGUUGUGAUGAUCUGCACAGUGAAAGAAGGGACACCUCCUAUCGCUUAUUCUUGGCAGCGCUACACUAACCGAGAUGGCAUGGUAGUUCUUGCUGAAGCAGGGACGCAUCUCUUAAACCUGACCUCAGCAAACCGGACACACAUGGGUUGGUACACCUGCACAGCCCACAAUGAGGUCAACAGCCAAACCAGCGAUGAGAUGUACCUUGACGUUAUCUAUGGUCCAGAUGAGCCAGUGAUCAGCAUAGAGCCAUUUGCAAUUAACCAACACGGCUUCUCAGCCAAUGAACAAGAAGAGGUUAUUAUGACAUGCCUAGCUCCUUCCAAUCCUCCCAGCUACUACAUUUGGUUCUACAACAGCUCUCAAGUCUACUCCGGACAGAAGUAUGUGAUUGCCAGAAUCUCACGGACUCAAACAGGCAUCUAUACUUGCCUAGCUCAGAAUAUGCACCUGAAUACUCGGACCCAGGCCACUAUUAUCUUGACUGUCUAUUAUCUGCCCAAGGGACUACUCAACUGCAUGUCGCUGCCUGCCUCCAAUUUCCAAGACCUUGCUCUGCAUUGUUUAUGGCCAGGGGGAUUCCCUUCAGUGCACUUGCGGUGGGUAAAAUCGAAGGCAGAAGAAACUGACACGGGAAGCUUCUCCAGAGCUAUUCAAAUCCAUCAGGGUGCAGAUGUUCCCAAUGGGACUUCCUAUAUCUGCCUGGCUUCUCAUCCAGCACUGAGAAAGGAUGCCGUUUGCAGGACCACUGUCUGGGUUCCCAAAGGGAGCUUGGCCUGCAGUGUGGUAGCAACCAAACUGAAUGAAUUCCUCAUGUUGACCUGUGACUGGCCAGGUGGAGAACCUCAGGUGACACUCUGGUGGAGAGACUGGAGGCAUCACAUGCUGGGAAGCAUGAAACCAUCACACAAUGUUUUUGUCAUGAAGCCCAAUGCCACUCUUGGAGGCAAGACGUUCACCUGCAUGGCAGCUCACCCUCUGUGGGCAAGAACUGCUGAGUGCCACAUCCAGCUGGAACCCCCCAGGAUUAUGGUGCAACGGUCCCAGGUGUCGUUGUUCGAAGGCAGUGAGGUCCAGUUGGCCUGCUUCCUCCAAGGUGCCUAUCUGGGCUCUGAAGUCUUCUGGUACAAUAAUAAGAACCAGCUCAUUACAGCAAACACUAGGAAAUACCAUCUGCAGCAGGAGAAUACUUGGUUUAAUUUGACUGUCCAGGACACAGAAUGGAUACAGGACAGUGGCACCUACCGAUGUGCUGCCAUCAACGCUGUGGGCAAUGCCUCUGCCACCAUCAGCCUCCAGGUAAAAAAGUAUCCCAACCCACCCAAUGUGACAAUCAGCAGACUGAUGUACACUCGCCCCCGUACAGAGGUGGAACUGGAAUGGGAAACUCGAGGCUCAGGAAACCUGACUGGCUUUGUAGUCCAGAGGAAAGAAGCAAAAAAGACCAGCCCAAAGCAGAUAGCCAGCAGCUGGGAAACAGUGGCCAACAACAUUGACCCUGAUGUCCGUGGCCGAAAACUGGGUGGCCUGGAUCCUGCAGUGGCCUAUGCUUUCCGGAUCCUUGCAGUCAACCAUCGCACCACUGGGUAUCCCUCUGAAGUGAAGACCCCAGGGCUGGAGCUGAAACUCGUGAACAAAUUGGGACUCCAGAAGACGCUGAGAUGCCAACAGGAAUUAGUGAUGCAGCCAAUGAGCAUGUUGAAGAAGCGAGUGAGCAGGUUGGAGAGACUUCCACAACAACUGGAGAAACACCAGCAGAGGCAAUUCAGAAGGAAGCUGUGCUGACCUCAGAGGAUCCAACAGGGGCCCAAGAAGAAGUGCCAACUGAGGAUCCAGUUAAUGUUACAAUCACAGUGACAGCCACCCCAUGACUACCAGUAAACCUGACUCUUUAGCACUCAAGGUAGGGUAGGUUGGUUAAAGAUCUCCUUGAUCAGCAAUAGAAAGAAAGAAGCACAGGGAACAACUGUGGUGCACAGGAGAACCUGUGGGUGUCAUUCCAGUUUUUGUGUUAUGCAAGGUCUUUCCAAAAAGGAAAAGCAGAAGACCAUAUCUGAAGAGAUUUCAUUGUCACCCACAGAACCUAAGAGCUAUUUUGCAAAAAAAUAGGAGUGUUUUUCUGUAAACCAACAAACUGGCAGAGAAGUUACAAUAUGGGAUCGGACAUAAUAAGCUAGACAACUUUUGAAGCAAUAUAUUUUCCUGGGAUUGCAGAUGUUGCAGAGAUCACAGCUGGGUCACUGAAACAGAACUCAUGGAUCAACAAAUGCUGAACUUUUUGUUAAGAACCUGUGUACAUUUUUGGUGACUCUGUUAAGCUGUUUCAUGCAUUGGUAUCGGAGACAUCUUGUUUUCUUAGGGAUGGAAAACUCAAAGGCUUGAAUUGGAUAGAUGUAAGAGGAGUCCGUGCUGUUUUGAAGCUUUGCCUCCGUUUAACUUCACCAUCCUAAAAUGCAACAGAUAAAUUGAAUUAAAUGGGUAUUUAAAUACUCCAGAAUGAAAGCGCAUCACCCCAUUGUCCUGUAGGAAUUUAGCACCCACCCCCCUCCUAGAAGAAUGAAAUAUUCUAGGAAAUAUUUUAAAAAGCAGAAUAUUAUACCUUCCUGGAUGAGAAAUGGAGAAACAUAUUUUAAAGACAAAGGAACUCCCUGCAACUUCCUGACUCCCCCCCCACCUUUGUCAAUGGGCCAUUAAAAGCCUCAGCUAAGCUCACUCAUUCUCCCCACCUUUGUCAAUGGGCAAUUAAGGCUUCAACCAAGCUCACUCAAUCCCCCCAUGAUUUGCAACACAAUACAACUGAAACUCACCACAUGGCAAGGCUCAAGCAAGCUUGAGAGACAGCCAGCAAGGCUAGCUAAGACCCCCACCCCCUGGGAGUCUGACAACCAAUCAGGAUACUCUUCCUGUGCCCCAGAAAGGUCAAAGCUCAGAAAAAUCAUAAAACCAGGGAGCACACAGGAUCUCGGGCCCUUUUCUGUUCAGGCUCUCAAGCCAUGUGAUCCUGGCCACCAUUAAACCAUCUUUCCAAGCAGCCUCCACGUUUCCAGUGUCUUUGUCCCCACUUGGAACUGAACCCAGAUGGAUAUUUCUUCCAACAGUCCUUUAUUUCACACGGCUUGUAGACAUGGCAUUAUCUAAUUGAGUCCAAUUGAAGGAGAAACCACCAGGUCCAAUUGGUCACUGCUGAAUUACAUCUACCAUAAAUAUGAUACCAUAAAUUAUGCGUGCAAAUAGAAAAUUGAGAUUCCACACACUCUCUGGUUUUGGAAAAGGGUAUCAUGUUUCGGAUAAUAAGGAGGUUGGAAUUGGAAACCACAUACAUAUUUAAGUUCAUGUCUGUCCUCUUUUUGUUUUUAUUGAGCCUUAAGCCAAGCUUACAAAGGCAAGUUAUGCAUUCUUCCAAAAAGGUUUGUGUCCAACAUGGUCACAAAAAUGUCCCAACAACAUACACAUUCCUAACUUCCCAUUGCAAUAUGGAAUCUGUGCCUUUUAGGAGCUGAACUAAAGUUCCAGCAUCCUUCAUUCCUAAGGCUACUUUCUAAGGUUGCAGGUGAUUAAUUGUUCAGCAAUAUACUUCCCUCAAUCAACAACCAAUAAUGUAGGACUAUUUUUUUAUUUAUUUGUCACAACAGUAUAUAUAAGCAUAAGCAUGAAACAACUAUACAACACAUAAGCGUAUAUAUAAUGAAAGUAAACAAUAGGACAGGAACGGUAGGCUCUUUAGUGCUCUUAAGCACGCCCCUUAGUGCAUAAGAGCUAUUUUUAACUAGCUAUUUUCCCCCAACGUAUUCUCUACUGAAUGUGCAAACGGAGGCUGCAUUUUUCCAGAUUAAUCUUUUCCCAGUUUAAGCCAGAGCUGGAGAACACAGGAGGUUAACUGCUUGUUUUUUUUUUCACAUUCCAGCCCAUUCUUCUUGCAAAAUGAUAACUUAGCAACAUAAUGGGAAUUGCCAGGUCAUAAGCACCCACCCUGUCUUAUCUGGCAAGGAGUCUUUGCAUUAUGAAGUUUUAGUGUGUUGGUUUUUGUUGAAGGCAGCCAAGCCUUGGACAGCUGAAAUAAUGAAUCACCUCAGCAAACAAUGCCUGUGGUUGUGGUUUAGUCAUCUGUUGACCUGAUGGAUGGGUGGGGCAGAGAUGGAUUCAUUCACCACAUCAUUGCUUGCUACCACAAUUUAAUACAAUUUAAUAGCUCCUUUGUAAGGAGCAACUUUUGCAAUAAACCAACCCUUCACAUCGAACGUUUAGAGCAGGGUGUCCAACCUCAGCAACUUUAAGACUUGUGGGCUUCAACUCCCAGAAUUCCUCAGCCAGCCAGCUGGGGAAUUCUGGGAACUGAAGUCCACAAGUCUUAAAAGUUGCCUUCAGGGAUUCCCUGUAAUGACAUCACAACACUUCGGGUUCUCAACAUACUGUUCUCAACACACUGUUGUAAAGCAUGUAUUCUGGCAAAUAUAGAUAUAAAUCUGUAGUCCAUGGAGUUGUUUUGUCCCAAAAUGCACUACAAUUUUCUUCCAUUUAAGAAUAUGGAAGGGGAUGCUUCCACUGGGUAUACCAGCACUGGGAAAUGCCUCAAUAUCUAGCCCAAUCCUGCUUGUAAAUGUUACAAGAACAAUCUCAGAGGUAUAAAUAAUCCUCACAUCAAUAAAGAAACUAGUUAAGCUGGAUGAGGGUGGAGAAAAAAUGAGGCAAUUGAGGGGGAGAGGGAGAAAGCCAAGGUAAAGUUUUGAGGAUGAGGGCACUUAUAGGAUUUUAUUGUGCCUUCUCCCAAAUCAAUGAGAAUUAAGAUAAAAUGGAUACCAUAAUUACAUUUUCCUCAUUAAGGAUGAUCAUAGGAUAUCUCCAAUCAUUUGGACAAUGAAUUUGGACUUUCCUCCUUUUGAGAUAGGUUGUACAGCUGCUAUUUUAUCUCUCGGGGGAUUCAUUAGACCAGGGGUCUGCAAACUUGGCAACUUGUGGACUCAAACUCCCAGAAUUCCUCAGCCAGCCAUUCAGGCUGGGGGAUUCUGGGAGCUGAAGACCACAAGUCUGAGAGUUGCCAUGUUUAGAGGCCCCUGCAUUAGACAGUAGUUAAGAAAGGUCAAAAGAAAACUGGGGAUGCAUGAUUUGAAACA
Messenger RNA from Ahaetulla prasina, 5597 nucleotides. RefSeq names its product V-set and immunoglobulin domain containing 10 like 2 (gene VSIG10L2). The record is from RefSeq and is a predicted model, not a curated record. The coding region runs from base 1 to 2271 and encodes 756 amino acids. Gene Ontology annotation, biological process: cell-cell adhesion. NCBI's taxonomy places the organism in Eukaryota, Metazoa, Chordata, Lepidosauria, Squamata, Colubridae. The transcript has 10 exons. Gene Ontology annotation, molecular function: cell adhesion molecule binding. Gene Ontology annotation, cellular component: cell-cell junction.